This is a messenger RNA of Diaporthe batatas, 3045 nucleotides long. RefSeq lists its product as uncharacterized. Gene Ontology annotation, molecular function: feruloyl esterase activity. The record is from RefSeq and is a predicted model, not a curated record. The transcript has 2 exons. Bases 1498 to 2493 code for a protein of 331 amino acids. Lineage: Eukaryota; Fungi; Ascomycota; Sordariomycetes; Diaporthales; Diaporthaceae.
GGAAUCUCGGUCUCGUCAGCGUACGCCGGCAACGACUGAAUACGUCCUCAAUCAAUUGAUCAAUCGAAUUUCCCUAGAUAUGGCCUGCGAGGCAAGACAAGGCAAGGCAGGCUUGACCGCCGACGAAAACUACCACCCUCUUCCCCCCUCCCGCCGAUGGUCCGGGCCCGAGGAUGCCACCAGCCAGCCAGCCCUAGUGGCACGGCUAGUACGGAGCCUACAGGGUCUAGGAACGAAGGAACCGCAUGCACGACACGAGCUCGAUCGGAGUGGCCCACCUAAUAAGGCUUGCGCGACGCGGGCGAUAAUGUACGUAGCCUAGGGCUGUUGUGUUCGCGUGCUGUCCCGCUGCCUUAAAUAACCAAGGCAGUUAAUAAUUAGUUCCCUGUGCCCGGGCCCGGAGCUUCGGGGCGACGAGGGGAACGGUGGACGGGCGGCCACAUUGGCGCUUGGGUAUUUACUACCUACUUAAGUAGGUAGACUAUUAGUCUACAUUGAAUGCAACGCCUGCAAUCCCGGGAGUCUCUGCUGCCGAAGACGGACAAUCAAGCCACACAUUGUGCUCGGACUCUCUCUUUUCUCUCUCUCGUAUGUCGAAGGCGAGUUCGUGGAUUGUGGGGUGUGAUGGUGUGUUUCUCAAUCCUGGACUUGCAUAUAGCAGUCUGUCGGCACUGCUGUGGGCACAGGCCUUUCUGUCUACGGUCGCGAUGAUAUUGCGAUUUGAUGCAGCUGGUUGCUUGCCAUUGCGUCGACAUUGGGCACGAUAUGUCCUUUGAAUGAACACAACCUCUCUCUCACCCGGGGGUCCGGACCAGGGACAGGCCUAUUGCGGGACGCGUGCGCUGUCUGCCCGCUGCCCGCAUGGUUCAUCCCACCUGUGCCCGCAUGCUCUUGCAUGAGCACCCCCGUCCGGCCGAUGGAAUCAGAGCUCGCUCCUCUGGGCCCGUUCCCGCUGGGGUCUUGUGUGAUGAUCGCCAUCGCAGCCCGCCCAACUCGUUCUCGGGACCCAUAAUAAGCUCCAGCUGGGGCGGUAGAUGAGUUUCUUGGUACGAUGCCAGGCUGCAUUGGCAAGGGCUAAAGUGACCUGGCUGUCCACUGAUGCGCCAGCGGUAUAGAAGCAAAAGUCAACGGAACCUGCCUCCGCGACCGUCCGUGCCGGUUGUGACUUGUCCCUGAUACAACCACCGUCGCUACGGCGUCGAGACAAGACUCAGCACUCCCGACUGGGGGUGGAGAUGACGGCGAGAUAAUAGAUUAUGUGCUAAUGCAGCCUCUCACCUGCUGAUGUCGUACUUCACUCCCGUGCUCAUCAUCCUUGGUGCCGGUGGGCCCGCCAUCUCGUAAUCACAUCCCUCCGAUCCGGGAACAAAUGGCAGUCAGGUAAAUAGAAAGAGGAGUAAAGCGGUUGACCUUUCCAGUCUUCUUGAUAUAGGCCGAGACUUGCACCAAGUCUUGUAAGAUUGUGUUUUGUUGUGACCAGGUGCGAACAUCCAAGCCAUGCGACUUACACCGAUCACCGCCCUUCUCGGCGUCGGCGCCAGCCUGCUUGGCCAGCACGUCGCGGCCCGGCCCUCUGAUGGCUGCGAGACGAAUCAUGCAGUCGCGCUUGAGCAGACGUACAACGUCUCGAUAGGCGACCGUCGCUACCUGCUCUGGUUUCCGGCCAACUAUGUGCCGACCAGACCGGCGCCGCUGAUACUCUCGUACCACGGCGGCACUCGCGUCGCCGAGGAGCAGCAGAGGUUGGACCUCUUGAGCACGGGGUACUUUAACCAGGACUAUAUCGUGGUAUAUCCCAACGGUUUCAAUAAAACGUGGGAGGGUAUACCAGACGUCGAAACCGACGACGUCGACUUCACCAACUCGAUCCUGGACGAGCUCGAAGCACAGUACUGCAUCGACACGGAGCGGGUCUACGCGACGGGUAAGUCCCAGGGCGGCGGCUUCGUGGGGGUGCUGGCGUGCGACGAGGAGAUGUCGCAGCGCAUCGCGGCGUUCGCGCCGGUCUCGGGGGCGUUUUACAUUUCCGAAUUUGGGGACGUGUGCGAGCCGGAGACGGUGCCCAUCUCGCCGUGCUCGCCGGGGCGGGACGACGUGCCGGUGCUGGUGUUCCACGGGCUGGUGGACGACACCAUCGCGUACUACGGCGGGCCGAGGAAGGGGGGCUGCCUGCCUUCCAUCCCGUACUGGACGCGGACGUGGGCCGGGAGGGACGGCCUCGGCGCGGAGAACGAGACGUCGGCGGUGCCGGGGGCGCUGGAGGGCAGCACGGCGGUCCGGUACGAGUUUGGCGAGGGGGCCCAGAAGGGUCUCGUCACCCACAUCAUGGACGGGACGGUGAGUAGAAACUCGGAGGAGGCCUCGGGGGGCGGCGAUGCUGACUGUGGAUGCUCCGACGACAGGACAUCGGGCACGACUGGCCGAGCACGGCUCCCAAUAGCGACAACUCGCAGGAGGGGCGGCACCCAGCCUCGUUCAACGCCUCGGAGUUGAUCCUCGACUUCUUUGCGGCGCACCCUCUCCCGCCCGAGUGGGCAGACAACUAGGCAGUCUGACACACAUGACAGUCUGCCCGUCUGCCCGGGCCCGGGACUAGGCAGGCGGCUUCUGGCACUGCCUGGCGGCGCCAAGCCGGGAUAGUCGUAAUGCGCCCGGGGGGUUUUGUCUUCCCUGGCGAUCUUUCAGCUGGACAUGUUCCUGUGCGAGUCGUCAGCAUUUUCUUGUCGGCGGGGUUCAAAAGUGUCCGAGUGUCUGGUGGAUACGGCUGGCCGCGGUGGAGGCUCAUCUGCCGACGUGCAUGUGAAGGGAGGCCAAGCAGGCUCCAUCUUGGAGAAGCUGCAGAUGACCACAAUUGGUGAGUGAGACAACGUGGUCGAAGACAGGAAAGAGACACACACCUGACUGGUUCUUUUGUUGUUGUUUUUUGUUGUUAUCUCUUGCGAUCGAGGGAACUGCACCUCCUGAACAUUUGUAUAUACUAUACAGCAUGUGGUCAGGUCCUAAGUUUACGCGCAGACCUAUGAAACUCGUGCGCUGCUAUGACAA